CACUGCCGAGUGCCAGUUUAUUAAGAUUUUUUACCCCGUGUAACCAACGAAGUUUAACUCUGGGUGUUCAGGGUUAGGAUUGGAAGUAGAUUGGAUGACAAAAAGCCUGAACUUCGCCAGAAAAUGAAGAGAUAUUUUGGGGGUUUUGCCGCGCCCUUGAUAAAUGGCGUCGAAUAUAACGUCCUUUUCCUUGUGCAGUUUGCGUGCUGGGCUACGUGGACAUUUUUAAUGACACAAACAUGACAAAGGAUACUUUGAAGAUUGCUGCAUGAGUUUUACAGGACAUACUCCUUGACGGAGCCAACUCCUAUUCCGGUUUGUUGGUUCUGUUUACUUGUUGGAGUAUAAUUUCUUCACAACUGGACCGGCUCUCAAUCUGUUGAAGAUGGAAGAAGCCGACCAGUCAGCCUCGGAGUCCCAGGCUCUUGAGAAAACCACGGUAGAAUCUGAAGUCACGGACGAAAAUCGUAUCGACCUGUCCGUAGCAGUGGAAACACUUGCAGGUGAGGAAAACCCAGUUGAUGGCAUCGCCUCUCAAGGUGCUGUAGUCGAGGGUCUCCCUCUGCAGUCGGAAGAUGACCUCCCCCAUCUGACGGCUCAGUAUCAGGGUGUUGAUGGGUACACUGGAGGUGAGUCAGUUGAGGGCCUUCCGUCUCAUGAUGAGUCAGUUGAUAACCUUCCAACAGAGAGUCAGGUUAUCGAGGGGCUUGCUCCUCAAGAUCAAUCAGUUGACGGCCUUCCUCUCCAAAACGAGUCAGUUGAAUCGCUCCCGACAAAUGAGAAUACGGUUGAGACCUACAUUGUCCAGGAACAUUCCAUUGACGGCAUUCCGGGCCAGCAACAUGUGGUCACUCUCGCAGGCCCGGAUCACUCAGUUGGAAGCCUGCCAACUCAGACCCAGGCAAUUUUGACCCAGCAAGUUUCACAUCAUAUGGAUCCCAAUCACCAGAUUGAUGGCAAUGAUCAGGUGAACAUAGACUCCUCUAACGUAGUCAUAAGCACGGUCGAGGUGCCACUAGGUGUGAGUCAUUAUCAUGAUGCAUCCCAUAUGGAUGCUCAACAGGUCAUGCAUCACAUAGAUCCUAAUAUCGUAGAGGUCUCCUUAGCAGAGGCUGGCAUUGAUUCCACAAUCAGUGUCCACCACGAGCAACAUGAAAUGGAUAAUAACUUAGCUGGGGUUCAGUUAAAUGUCGAUGGUUAUCAUGUUAACCAACCUGUAGUUAUCACCCAAGACGGUCAGGCUAUGGGCCAAGACGGGAAUCCAAUGAAUGUAGAAAUUCUAUCUGGGGCAGACUCCACGAUGGCUAUCCAACAGGUUUCACAGUCUUACGAUCCAAAUGACGAUUCCCAGCCACGUUAUGUUCACAUCAUAACCGCACCGGACGGUACCAUGAAUAUACAGCAAGACUCGCAAGAAAUUCCGUUGGCGGUAGAGAUACUAACAGGGCUUGCUGAUUUUAUGAAUUCACAGCAAAUGCAAGAGCAGCCCCAACUCAUGGAUCAGCAAAUGGUCGAUGCGAUCAUAAAGCAUAAGAAACACAAGCAGAAAAAGGAUAAGGGCAAGGAUAAAGACAAACCUAAAAAGAACAAAAAGCACAAAAAGUCCAAGCGCUACAGGCUGACAGAAGAUGCACAGUGGAUGUGUGAGGUCUGUAAGAAGAAAUUUGGCAGCAAAGCAAAUCUCAAAGUUCACAUGAUAUGCCACUCCUCUGAAAGACCGUACGAGUGUCACUUGUGCCACAAAAAGUUCAAGCGCAACAGGUAUCUCAUUGAUCACAGAAGAACACACAUUGGCGAUCGGCCGUAUUUUUGCAGCUACUGCCACAAGGCGUUCGCUAAGAAAAGCUCGCUUAAUUGUCACGAGCGCGUGCACACGAAUCCCUUCAUGUGUUCAAUCUGCAACAAGGGGUUCUCCGAAAAGCGCGGGCUCAUCAUCCACGUGAGGUCCCACACGAACGAAAAACCUUUCGUUUGUCCCAUUUGCAACAAGGCCUUCACAUCCAAAAAUCCCCUGCUUCGACACGAGCGCAGUCACUCUGGCUUAAAGCCGUACAUUUGCAACGUUUGCAACAAGGCGUUCACGCGCAAAACGUCGCUGCACGACCACGAGCGCGUUCACACGGAUGAGAAGGCCUUCUCUUGCGAGAGUUGCAUGAAGACGUUUGCAGCGCGGAGUAGCCUACGGAGUCAUUUAAACAAGUACCAUCCCGGGGAGAGACCCAAGGUCCCGAAACUUGUCAAGACUUUGAACAUCCAACCGCCUGAUACGUCCCAAGAAGCGCGAACUAGGAACUACUACAACAGAAAGCCUGCGAAAGGCUACGAUAACCUCGAAAGACCUUACGUUUGUAAAAUCUGCAACAGGGGUUACACACGGCAGCGAACGCUCACGGUUCACGAAAGGGUCCACACCAAUCCCCUCCUAUUCGCUUGCAAAGUCUGCGGCAAUGUCUUUGCCGAGAAAAGAUCGCUGGUGAUACAUGAGCGCGUUCACACUCGUGAAAAGCCUUACAAUUGCGAACUUUGCGAUCGCGCAUUUUCCUCUCGCACUGCUUGUAAACGACACGAGAAGAGCCACACAGGCCUCAAGCCCUAUACAUGCAAAACCUGCGGGAAGGCUUUUACCAGAGGCACGUCUCUUCGCGAGCAUGCCAGGAUUCACUCGGAUGAUAAAGCCUUUUCCUGCUUGAAAUGCGGCAAGGUGUUUGGCGCGAAGAGCACGCUGCGAAGCCACGAUAAAAAACAUCACGCUAAUGAAAAACCGUUUGAAAUCCUAAAAAUCAUUUUCACAUAAGGCCCCUCUGUUAAAUGUAUGUCGCUAGAAAAUUAUGAGCAUACACAUGUGUACUCAUUCAAUUUUAAUUGGCUGAGAAUUUUAAUUCCAUGUAUACAUUGUGUCAUUAAGUAUGUGUAACAUCCUGGGCACCAUUCCUUCCUUCUCAGAAAUGUUACCCCACUGAGAAGAUAUGCCUUUCACAGUUAACUUUUUACUUCCAAAUUGAGGAUUU
Messenger RNA from Patiria miniata (bat star), 3008 nucleotides. RefSeq names its product zinc finger protein 271-like. The transcript has 4 exons. The record is from RefSeq and is a predicted model, not a curated record. Lineage: Eukaryota; Metazoa; Echinodermata; Asteroidea; Valvatida; Asterinidae. Bases 386 to 2794 code for a protein of 802 amino acids.